Molecule: messenger RNA, 1365 nt
Organism: Linderina pennispora
Lineage: Eukaryota; Fungi; Kickxellomycota; Kickxellomycetes; Kickxellales; Kickxellaceae
Exons: 1
Coding region: 1-1365 (454 amino acids)
Source: RefSeq, a predicted model, not a curated record
AUGCCAUUGACCGGAGUGGACAAUCACAGCCAGGACCUGGCACACACUGACAGUCUCGCAGCACCCGGUGCUGUCGAUGCAGCCCCGGACUCAAAUACAGGAGCUAGCCCACAACCACCUACGUCCGAGGGCCCUCUGGCCUUUGGUCUGCCCGCUGGUACGCAACGGGAGUACGUCAACCGACUGCCCUCUGGCCAGGUCUCUGUCGCCUCGCUAAAGUCUUUUACAGAGUCCGCUAGCGCGGCACCAAACAACCCCGAAAUUGUAGAGCAGCUAGCCAACCGCACAGCAGCAGAGGAGCAGUCACAGGCGGUGAUGCCAGAGGACCAGGAGAGCAUUGCCAGCUCGUUUUACUUUGGGUCAGAUGCCCACAGCAACACACUCGUGGGCGUGGCACCGACAGGGUCGCUGAGCCCACCGCAUGGGUUUGGGCAGAGCGAUGGCGCCAGCCUGCGAGUACACACUGGAAGCAUCCGUGAGCGUAACUACCAUUUGCGAGCCUCAGCUACGCUUGACGGCGAAACAGAAUACUACGAUGAUGUCCGGUCCGGCUCGAUUUCCCUGUAUGGUCGCAGCAUUGUGUCACGCCGGCGCAUGUCGUCAUUGGAUGCGCUGGGGUUCUUGGACAACGACGAACUGGAUAGUGUCACUGAGGGCAGCGAGGGAGAUGCAUCAACGACACGAGUUCGCAUGGCCACAGAUAUGGCAUACAACGCUCUGCGUAUUGGCCCAGAAAACUCAAUAUUCACCGCUGGGGGAGCAUCCACAACCACCGGCCACCGCGCUUUAUCAUUUGCAACUUCGAGCGACCCUGGGCUGCCCAGCACCGCGUCAUUCUACGGUGGGUACUAUUCCGAGGACGAAGAUAUUGCAAGUCUAAUCCGUAGUGAUGUGGCCGUGUACGGUGGCGAGGACGUAAAGUUCCCAUUCCUGCCUGACAAUUUCAGUGAGUUCAGUAGCUCUGCGGUCUACUCGCCAGGUGGCAUGGACCAGGACCGCCGGUCUCUACAAAACCCAAGCGAAGGCGCCCCCAGCCAAUCCGCGUUGCCAUCGUCCCAGCACAGCCGCCACCGUGGCAAACUCACGCGCAGGACCACAAACAGGGCCAAUGAGAAUAUCCUGGGCAACGCCGAAUCGUCGCGCAUGGCGAGGCAGAAUAGUGUGGGUGCGUCGUCGUCGUCGCCGCAUGUGCGGAGAACAAUGACUAGCACACAUGGGAGGAGGUACCGGAGGCAGUCGGCGGGCGAGGCAUACCAUGCGCCCGGUGGGACCGGUACCCAGGGAAUGUCGAACCCGGCAAACAUCCGGCCAAACGCUAUCAUGAGGUUCUUUAAGCGCAUUUCUCCCCGAAACAACCAGCUGUAA